CUAACCCUUGGCAGGCAUGCACUCUAGGCAAGCUCUUACCCCAAACUCAGGUUUUGUGAUACCCACUUAAUAGGGCGUCUUUAUGGAUAGUUAUCUUUACCAGGCAACUUUUUUGAUUGAGCUUGGUGACACUCACAAAGUUCUGCACGUCUUUGCCUUGUAUUCCAGACGUCUCCACACGUCUCCUCCGGGCUCAAAGAGAAGGACCCCAGGGUGGGGAGCCUGGGGAGUUAGAGAGGCAGGUGGGCUGCGCUUGGCGCUCCAACAGCCUCCUGACUGUGGCACUGCCAGAAUCAGCUGUUCUCAAUCAGAGAUGAGAAACCCGAAGCCACAAAGGAUUGGGUUAAACAUGAGGAUUUUUGUAGCUUUAGAUUGAAUUGAAUUCAGGGUCCCUGCUGGCUCCGGGUCUGAGAGACCCAGAGGGGAGCGAGAGUAACGAAAAGCGGGAGCCUUAUUGCCCGCCUCGGGAUUCCCACUCCACCCCGCUGCCCUGGGUGUCAUCCCUCUUUGCAGGUCCUGGGGAACCCACAUAGGGGAAUGGGGUGGUGGUGGAGGGAGGAACAAUGGUCCCCUCCCCUCCCUCUCCUCGCUCCCCUCCCUCCCCAGCUGGCUGGAGGGUGGGGUCUCCCCGCCCCGCCUCCCCGCUCCUCCUCCGACCAGGCGAUGAGGUAAUCGCGCCGCUGAGAGGCACGCGCAGCCGGUGCCCAGCCCGGUCGGUCCCCGCGCCCCUUCCCGCACCCCUGACACGCUCGGGGGACCUGGGUCUCCCGGUUGCACCAUGACGGAGCGCUGCAGCCUGUGGAGUGCGCUGUCCGCCGCUGCCUGCUGCUUCUACCGUGGCUCACUGGUGCAGGUGCAGUUCUCCAAGGAGAAGUACAUUCUUGACUCGUCGCCGGAGAAGCUGCACAAGGAGUUGGAAGAGGAACUGAAGCUCAACAGCACAGACCUCCGCAGCCAUGCCUGGUACCACGGACGCAUCCCUCGGGAGGUCUCUGAGACCCUGGUGCAGCGCAACGGCGACUUCCUCAUCCGGGACUCACUCACCAGCCUGGGGGACUAUGUGCUCACGUGCCGCUGGCACAACCAGGCCUUGCACUUCAAAAUUAACAAGGUGGUGGUGAAGGCGGGUGAGAGCUACACCCACAUCCAGUACCUCUUUGAGCAGGAGAGCUUCGACCAUGUGCCAGCCCUCGUGCGUUACCACGUGGGCAGCCGUAAGGCUGUGUCCGAGCAGAGUGGGGCUAUCAUCUACUGCCCUGUCAACCGCACCUUCCCACUGCGCUACCUCGAGGCCAGCUAUGGCCUGAGCCAGGCCAGCAGCAAGGCUGCCAGCCCCGUCAGCCCCUCGGGCUCCAAGGGCAGCCACAUGAAGAGGCGAAGCGUUACCAUGACCGACGGGCUCACCACUGACAAGGUCACCCGCAGCAAUGGCUGCCCCAACAGCACCUCGCUGCCCCAUCCUCGGGACGCCAUCAGGAACUGUGCCCUCAGCAUGGACCAGAUCCCAGAACUUCACUCACCCCUGUCUCCUAUCUCCGAGAGCCCCAGCUCCCCUGCCUAUAGCACUGUAACCCGUGUCCAUGCCGCCCCCAACACCCCGUCUACCACAGCACAGCCUGCCUCUCCGGUUGCACGCCGCUCCAGUGAACCUCAGCUAUCUCAUGGAAGUGCUCCAAAGCCUCCUGGGGAGUCAGAAAAGGGUCCCCACGCAAGCCCAUCUCACACCUUCUGUAAAGCCCCACCGUCCCCAUCCCUCAACAGCUACAGUGACCCGGACUCUGGCCAUUACUGUCAGCUCCAGCCUCCUGUCCGUGGCAGCCGAGAGUGGGCCGCGGGAGAGGCCCCCCGGAAGACUUGGAGCUCUGGGGAGAGGCAAAAGGAACUGUCGGAAAAUGGGGUCCCUGACGGGGAGUGGGGCAAGACCUUCACAGUCCCUGUCGUGGAAGCCACCUCGUCUUUCAACCUGGCUACCUUCCAGUCACAGCUGAUCCCCAAGGAGAACCGGCCUCUGGAGGCGAGCCUUCUGCGCAAGGUCAAGGAGCUGCUGUCGGGGGUGGAUGCCCGGACGCUGGCCCGGCACGUCACCAAGGUUGACUGCCUGGUUGCUAGGAUACUGGGCGUUACCAAGGAGAUGCAGACCCUAAUGGGAGUCCGCUGGGGCAUGGAGCUGCUUACCCUCCCCCACGGCCGGCAGCUAAGACUAGACCUGCUGGAAAGAUUCCAUACCAUGUCCAUCAUGCUGGCGGUGGAUAUCCUGGGCUGCACGGGCUCCGCAGAGGAGCGGGCAGCGCUGCUGCAUAAGACCAUCCAGCUGGCGGCCGAGCUGCGGGGGACGAUGGGCAACAUGUUCAGCUUCGCUGCGGUCAUGGGCGCCCUGGAGAUGGCCCAGAUCUCGCGGCUGGAACAGACGUGGGUGACCCUGCGGCAGCGGCACACGGAGGGUGCCAUUCUGUAUGAGAAGAAGCUCAAGCCUUUCCUCAAAAGUCUCAAUGAGGGCAAAGAAAGCCCGCCCCUGAGCAACACCACCUUCCCACACGUGCUGCCGUUCAUUACUCUGCUGGAGUGUGACUCGGCCCCCGCCGAGGGCCCUGAACCCUGGGGCAGCACAGAACACGGCGUGGAGGUUGUGCUAGCACACUUGGAGGCCGCCCGCACUGUGGCACAGCACGGGGGUCUCUAUCACACCAACGCCGAGGUCAAGCUGCAGGGGUUCCAGGCCCGGCCGGAGCUGCUGGAAGUGUUCAGUACAGAGUUUCAGAUGCGCCUCCUCUGGGGCAGCCAGGGUGCUGGCAGCAGCCAGGCCCGGCGCUAUGAGAAGUUUGAAAAAGUCCUCACUGCCUUGUCCCACAAGCUGGAACCUGCCAUCCGCUCUAGCGAGCUGUGACCCCGGAGAACUUGCCUCUCUGCAGCUGCGGGCAGCAUUGGGGGCAGAGGGGUUCAGGACUUUCCCAAGACACCACAGGAACACUGUGAUCGGCCCAAGAAUGUUCUGGGUUCAACUCCAGGAUCCCCCUUGCACUUCCAGGGUUCUGAAUGGACUCGGAAUUCCAUCCUUCCAUCAGACACACACAGAGUCUCCCUUCCAAAAGGACAGGAACCUCUGUUCUUCCCACCGGCUUCCGCUGUUUCCCAUCUCUGCCGAGGUGCCCUGUUUUUGAGCCAGGGGAGGUUCCCUGUCCCUCUACCUUCCUCCGGCUCUCCAUCUUGCUGUAAAUAAGUCCGAUCUGUAAAUAUAUGUACAGAAGCCACACCUUCUCUUUCAUACAAUAAACUUGAAUGGCUUUCUUCUGUCCUGCGA
This is a messenger RNA of Arvicola amphibius (Eurasian water vole), 3298 nucleotides long. It is a transcript of the gene Sh2d3c, whose product is annotated as SH2 domain containing 3C. Bases 779 to 2884 code for a protein of 701 amino acids. Lineage: Eukaryota; Metazoa; Chordata; Mammalia; Rodentia; Cricetidae. The record is from RefSeq and is a predicted model, not a curated record. The transcript is spliced from 10 exons. Gene Ontology annotation, molecular function: phosphotyrosine residue binding; guanyl-nucleotide exchange factor activity. Gene Ontology annotation, biological process: positive regulation of peptidyl-serine phosphorylation; small GTPase-mediated signal transduction.